Fundulus heteroclitus (mummichog) is the source of this 4274-nucleotide messenger RNA. It is a transcript of the gene fut8b, whose product is annotated as fucosyltransferase 8b (alpha (1,6) fucosyltransferase). The transcript has 10 exons. Bases 566 to 2317 code for a protein of 583 amino acids. Lineage: Eukaryota; Metazoa; Chordata; Actinopteri; Cyprinodontiformes; Fundulidae. Gene Ontology annotation, cellular component: Golgi cisterna membrane. Gene Ontology annotation, molecular function: protein binding; glycoprotein 6-alpha-L-fucosyltransferase activity. Gene Ontology annotation, biological process: protein N-linked glycosylation. The record is from RefSeq and is a predicted model, not a curated record.
GGCCAUUCAGUACAUCCCCACAGAUCAGCCUUGGACCGCCGUAUUCAGAGACGCAAGCUCCUCCAGUUCCUGUUUCCGCUGCAGCCGUUCUGCCCAGCUUUCUGGAGCGACGAGACCCGCGUCAGACCCAGCCUCCCGCAGCCCCUCCAGUCGGAUGCCUCUGGAAGCCGGCGCGUCACACCGGGAAUGCAACUUGAAUAAGAGAAUCCAGAGGGACUGGAAGGACACAGCGAAGUGCUCUUGGAAAGGCUGGCCAGUGUGGAGCUGGGGGAGAGCUGAAGCCAUCAAUCGGGCCGCCAUGCUUUAGCACACAGCAAAGACUGGCUGUUCACUGAAGAAACACCGUAUUGCCUUUCCGUAGAUAAUUCUGAGCCACAGAAGCGAAAGUCUCCCACUUAUCUGCCAUUUGUCAUCCUCGCGAAGAUGCCAGUGCAAAGAUUAGCGCGGUGGCAUUUCUGGUGACGGGGCACAGAGCUUGCGUGCGCAUCCAGGCAGGCAGGCCGGCUGGUGGACCGACGGGUGGACGGGCACACCACAAGACGUUACCAGUGGGCGCGGUGGAAGCAUGCGGCCCUGGGCAGGCUCAUGGCGGUGGAUUACCCUGGUGCUGCUGGCCUGGGGCACACUCCUCUUCUACAUCGGGGGCCACUUGGUGAGGGACAGCGAGCAUCCGGAGCGAUCCAGCAGAGAACUGUCUAAAAUCCUGGCCAAGUUGGAGCGGCUCAAGCAGCAGAAUGAAGACCUGCGGCGCAUGGCCGAAUCUCUCAGGAUACCAGAGGGUCAGGCAGAAGCUGGGUCGUUGGCCGCAGGAAGGCUCCGCUCCCUGGAGGACCAGCUAACCAGAGCCAAACAGAAGAUUCACAGCUUCCAGAAACUCACCGGAGAUGGACCCGGCCCCACUCAGGAGGAGCUGCGCAGGAAGGUGGAGAAUGGCGUCAAGGAGUUCUGGUACUUUGUGCGCAGCGAGGUGAAGAAAUUGUCCAAUGUGGAGCCCAGCGAGAGGCAGAAAUAUGCUGACACGCUCCUGCAGGACCUGGGACAUCAGGAGAGAUCCAUCAUGACAGACUUAUACUACCUCAGCCAAGCAGAUGGAGUUGGCGAAUGGAGAGUGAAGGAGGCUAAAGACCUGUCAGAUCUGGUCCAGAACAGAAUCACCUACCUACAGAAUCCCCCAGACUGCAGUAAGGCGAGGAAGCUGGUGUGUAACAUCAAUAAGGGCUGCGGUUACGGCUGCCAGCUCCACCACGUCGUCUACUGCUUCAUGAUCGCGUACGGCACCCAGCGCACGCUCAUCCUGGAGUCGCACAACUGGCGCUACGCUCCCGGCGGCUGGGAGACCGUCUUUCUGCCCGUCAGCAACACGUGCAGCGACCGGUCCGGGGCUUCUACUGGUCACUGGUCAGGGGAGGCUCAUGAUAAGGAUGUUCAAGUUGUGGAGUUGCCCAUUGUGGACAGCCUACACCCUCGGCCUCCCUACUUACCUCUGGCAAUCCCGGAGGACCUGGCGCCGCGUCUGCACCGUUUGCAUGGCGACCCGUCCGUCUGGUGGGUGUCGCAGUUCGUCAAGUACCUUGUACGCCCUCAGGCGUGGCUGGAAAAGGAGAUCCAGCAGACCACCGCCAAGCUGGGCUUCAAACAUCCUAUCAUCGGGGUCCAUGUGAGGAGGACAGAUAAAGUGGGAACAGAGGCAGCCUUCCACCCCAUAGAGGAGUACAUGCAGCACGUGGAAGAGCAAUUCCAGCUUCUGGCCAGACGCGUCAAUCUUGACAAGAAGCGCGUUUAUUUGGCCACAGACGAUCCCUCCCUGCUGCAAGAAGCUAAGACCAAGUAUCCGGACUAUGAGUUCAUCAGCGAUAACUCCAUCUCGUGGUCGGCGGGUCUUCAUAACCGUUACACCGAGAACUCACUGAGAGGCGUCAUCCUGGACAUCCACUUUCUGUCUCAGACUGACUUCCUGGUCUGCACGUUCUCCUCACAGGUUUGCCGUGUGGCCUAUGAGAUCAUGCAGACUCUCCAUCCGGACGCCUCCUCCUAUUUCUACUCCCUAGAUGACAUCUACUACUUUGGAGGUCAGAAUGCCCACAAUCAGAUCGCCAUCUACCCGCACCAGCCACGCAACAGCGAGGACAUUCCCCUAGAGCCUGGCGACGUGAUAGGCGUGGCCGGCAACCACUGGGACGGAUACUCCAAAGGCAUCAACCGCAAGCUGGGUCGCACCGGCCUCUACCCCUCCUACAAGGUCAAGGAGAAAAUUGAGACGGUGAAGUACCCACUGUACCCUGAGGCAGACAAACUGCUCACCUCUCAAAACAAGUAAAAAAAAAAAAAGAGGAUAAUAGGAAAAAAAAAGAAGAGUAUGGAGAGACACGUGGUCUCCAGUUCCAGGGAAGGAGGCUGCUUUUUUUUGUACAGAACAAAGAGGCGUACUCGCUACGCUAAGCUGAGAAAAAAAAGAAAAAGCCUGCACCCAGGGUUGAUUGGAACAAAAUGCACUCUGUAUGUGUGUGUAUGAGUGCGUGUUUUGUUUCUUUGAACGUGUGUGUGUGUGUGUGUUUGUGUGGGUGCGUGUGUGUGUGUGCGCGCACUUUUGUAAAUGCCUGUGCAUAUGUCAGGUCAUGGAAGACUUGCACCCUACCACUGCUCCCCCUCCCCAGUGCUCCCACCUGACGUUGUGACGUCGGGUUUGUAGAGAUACGUAGACAUGAACGUUGAUUUUUAAAACAAAGGAUGGAAAAAAAUAAAAAAAACUAUGAAGAUCUCCACGCAAUCGGACCGAGCUGUCCGUCCUGAAACAACACUGGGACUACUGUAAGCCUGGCACGCCCCAGUAUGAGCUUCGAAUCAAUGACUGAAGAAACAAACAAAAAAAAAAUCAAGUUACGUGUUUUGAUUUUUAUUUAAUUUUAUCCAGUGGUUUUGAUUCUAAUCUUGCCUUUUUUUUUCCUCAUGUAUUUUUCUUUGUCUUUUGUUUACUGAAUGUACUGUAUUCUCUUCUUGCCAUGCUUCUUGUCAUUUCACCAUGCUUCCUCCAUUUCCUGUCAUCAUGUGCAAUUAAUUUUACAGAAACCACAUUGUGCUUUUAUCUAGUGUGUUUAACCGUCUUAAUUUGAUGCGUCUGGGGCUUAUGUAUUGUAUACUGUAGAGUGUGUGUGGAAGAGGGCGAACGCGAGAGAGGAUGUUGUUUGAUCAUGUGUGCCUGUGUGUGUGAGGUUUAAAUCUAACGCCUUGCUCAUAUUGAAUGCGGUGCGGGUUGCGGCCAUGAUCCAGUUCUGUUUUUUCCACAAACCCCGAGUCACAUUGCUCCUGGGCCAGCUGCGGCUCCGGUUGCGGAAACUCCACUGGCGAGAACAGAAGUUCAUGUUGUCCUUUCUGUUGCUAUCCCUCAUAAAUGAUUAAAAAACAGCCAUGAUUUUAAUUUUUUAGGGCAAAACUCAUUGUCCGUGUGCUUAAAUAUCCUAUUUCAUCCUCCAAAAGCCCCUCUGUCUCCUCGUGUUGCUGUGUCGCCGUUUUGUUUACACUAGUCAAGCUGGCUAAGUUGGUGCGGUGAUUGUAUUUUGAAAUUCACUGCAACUUUAUCCUGUAUAGCACCUGACGUUUCCUGUUUAGCUCAUGAAACGCAGGAGCUGAAACAGGUAAGCGCUGCGACGCCCGGCUAAACUUCCUUCUUGCAGAAUUUUUCGCAGAGACGCACGGCCUCGGUUGCCAGACCUGCAACCGCGUGCAACUGAUACUGAUGAGUGGGAACAUUGAUUUUUAAUUAUUUGGGUUCCUUGCGGCACCGCAACCGUAUUUGCACCGCAUUCAAUGUAAGCCCGGCGUAAGGGGCCAUGUCAUGACCAUGUGCCUGGUUAUUGGUUUUUGUAUUUCUGAACGAACAGCGUUCAGGCAGCGACGGUGGGGACUCUGAUUGGCCCUUAGCACUUGGAUCAAACCACAAACACCAGUCACUCCACUGUUCACUAUAACAAACAAUAAUUAGGUUGAACGGAGAAUGGUGAACGACACGAUACACGAGCUAUUCUAAGGCUUACCCAAAAGAAGCACUCCAAUAAUGAUGAUAAUGUCCUAUUUUUGCCAUUUUUGCUGCCUCCACCAUUGUUGUUUGUUUUCCUUUUUUUUUUUCUUUGCUGGUUCAAAAUAAAAGAGUAGCUAUAUGGGUUGUUUUUAAAACGUACUAUAUCAAAAUCCCCACCAUGAAGGCUUUUUUCAUAACUUAUGUUCUCGGGCAUUGUCUUUGAUAACCACAAAUAAAAUAAACUUGAGAAACAAACACA